Rhizophagus irregularis DAOM 181602=DAOM 197198 is the source of this 726-nucleotide messenger RNA. RefSeq lists its product as uncharacterized. Gene Ontology annotation, molecular function: RNA binding. NCBI's taxonomy places the organism in Eukaryota, Fungi, Glomeromycota, Glomeromycetes, Glomerales, Glomeraceae. The record is from RefSeq and is a predicted model, not a curated record.
AAAAAAAAAAUAAAAAAUAAUUUUAAAUUUCUUUUCACUUUCUUUACAAAAUGUCAAAACAAAUUCAAAAAUUAUCAAUUUCGAUCCCUCAAAAUGUUGAGAUCGGUAAAUUAAUUGGUCGUGAAGGACGUAACCUAAAACCCAUUUCAGAAAAAACUGGUACCUAUAUUUAUAUUGAUACAAAAAUAAAUCCUGCACAAAUUAAAAUUUAUAUUAAUAAGAAAAAAGAAAAUCCUCCAUUUGAAAAUAAAAUUAAUGAUGCAAGAAAUCAAUUAAAUAAUUUGAUGAAAAAUAUUUGUCAAUAUAAAACUCAUUCUUUUAAACAUAAUGAACAAGUCAAGUAUAGAUCACCAGUUAAAGAAAAAGAGAAAACGGAAACUUCAUCGAUAACAGCAAAUAUAAUUAACGAAGAUUUACCAGAAAAAUUUUCACAAACCAUUUUUAAAGAGAGACGUAAUAAAGAUAUGAUUAAAAAAUUACCAAUUUCCGAUGAUCGAAUGUGUUGGUAUGGGGCUAAUUGUAAAAAAAAUUUUUGUAGAUUUAAACAUCCACAAUAUAUUAUAGAUCAUCACUUAAUAUUAAAAUAUAAGAAAGAAAUUGAAACAAAAAAACAUAAAAGAGAUUUUAAAAAGGAAUCUAGAAUUUUUUUACAUAAAUAUAGAAAUAGAGAAUUAUUAAAAAAAUUUUUAUAAAGGUAUGAUAAUUAUAAUAUAUAUUCACUUUUGG